AACCCUAAUCGAAGAAAUACUUGCCGAAAUCAAGUGCCGCUCCCAACUGUGGUAAGCGGAUCUGAGCAUCUCUCUGCGGUAGCUGCCCUCUCGCCGCCGGCCUCCACCCAUCUGCUGAAAUAAGCCAAUCAAUCUCCUUGAAACCAGGUACCGCAACCGAUCCUCUAACCCGACUCAUAUCUGCCUAUUUCUUGCAAAAAAGACACAAUCAAGACGCCCUUACUCCGGCUGGUGUAGUCUGCCGGAAAAUAAACUCCACUCCAAACGAAGCCUGGUUGCAUCGCCGGCGUAUCCCGGACGUGUCCGGGGCCUUUGACCUCGUAUCUGGUCAACGAUACUCAAGUUGGACUGUCAUAUACUUUUCCCAGUGAGAUCCAACCCGCGAUUUCUCACUAGGUUUGGUGUAUUGUGCUUUGUAGUUUCUUUGAGCAGCUGUUCUGUUCAGCAUGGCAACGGCUGAGGCUGCAACAUCUUCAGUUGGACCACGCUAUGCACCCGAUGAUCCAACCCUCCCCCAACCAUGGAAGGGUUUAAUUGAUGGAAAUACUGGAUUAAUGUACUACUGGAAUCCUGAAACUAAUGUUACACAAUAUGAGAAGCCCUCGGCAGCUCCUCCUCCGCUGCCACCUGGUCUGCCUCCCCCUACUCCCAAACUUGCUCCGAUACCCGGGGCUACUUCUGUUCAACCAAGUGAUGCGCAAGGCCAGCAGCAAAGCCCUCACAUCGGCCAGAGCUUGAAACAAGAGCAGCCACAACAGGGUCCCUCACAAGUUUCAGCUGGACAGCAGCAGGGUUCACAUGUAAAUCCUACGAUGCAACAACAGUUGCACCAUGUUAGGCCUUAUGGAAUGCAACAGGCAAGUCACCAAAUGCCUAUGGUGCAGCCAGGGCCAUUGCAGCACUUUACUCAGCCACAGGUCCAGCAAGUGCAGCCAUUUCAAGGAAUGCAGGCAGGAAAACAUCAAGAUUUUCAAUUUACUCAGCACCAGACAUCACAUGGUUUGUAUAGUCACCAGAACAUGAAUUCCCAAGCCCAAAGUGUUCCAGAGCAGCAGAAGCAUCAUCUUUUGCAAGGCAAGCAUUUUCCCCACCAACAAGAGCACAACAUAGAGUUCAGUCAGAGGGAGGAUGCAGAAAUUCCACAAGGAAAACAAAUGGGGUUUUCACCAAUGCCCUUUCAGCAAUCUAGCCAGUCAUCAACUCUUGCACCCAAUCCCAUGGCUGGACCACCGUCUCAACCAAUGCAAUAUAGUGGUUCUGCUAAUAUGCAGCAGCCAGCAUCUCAAGUACAUUGGUCGCACAGCGGGUCAGAUUCAGCACACUACCAACAUGCUCCCCGGUUCCAAAGCCAGAUGGGUCCAGUGUCUUCACAUGGUCCUCAGCUAAAUGUGCCACCACCUGGAUCUAAUGUAGGAUAUGAAGAAAACUUACAUGGAAAAGUAGGGAAUAAGUUUUAUGAGAAUCCUAUCAAGGACGUCCAUGCCAUGCCUCCUCAGGCUUCACAUCCCAUGCUUGCAGCCAUACCCCAUGCAAGAUCUCAGCAUGAAAUGAGGACCGCUGACCAAGCAAUUCAGAAUUCAGCACAAGGAUAUCCUGGUGGAUAUAAUAAUUCUGGAGGUCCACCAUUGCAUAAUAUUUAUGGUCAAGCAACCAGUGGCGGUGGACCCCCGUUUUCAACAAUCGCCCAAAUGCGCCCCCCGUCAACUUCUAUGGGACAUCCGGACGCUGAGGAUUAUCGUAAAAAACAUGAAAUCACUACAAUGGUUUGUAUUAUUUAAUACCGUGUAUUCUAUCACGUCAAUGCUUUGUAUAUUUUAAUGUUGCUCAUCAUUAAUUGAGCUGGGAUUGUAUGAGGGGUAUCAGGUUGUAGAUAGUAUGACAAAGGUUGAUUCCUAUGUAGCUAGCUCAUGAGGAAGGCACUAUGGAAUGCAUUCUCUAUGGUUUACUGAGUUGUAUGGCUUAAGCUUUUAGAAUCGUAAUGCUCAAACGCUAUUUCCAGUGUGAUAUUUAUUUUGAUCUCCCCACAUCAUUUUAUCAUUUCACCUUCAUUCACUUUAUUACUUGUGAUUUAGUUUACAAUCUUAGCAUGUUAUGAGAAAUACAUGAUUUUGCACGUACUUGGAUCUUGCUAUGUUCUCUUUAAUGUUUAAACUUCAAAGCUGUUACAGAUAGUGAUCCGUGUGUUUAAAGUCACUUUGCUUUCAUCUCUUGAAGUCUACGAUUCAUCCUCCUUUGGAUUCAGUUUAUUUUUCCAAUUGACAUUGAUUCCCUACAAUUCUGUUAUCUAGGGUGAAAACGUUCCGGAUCCAUUCAUCACAUUUGAGGCUACUGGUUUUCCUCCAGAAAUACUCAGAGAUGUAAGUGUACUAUCCUUGACAUUGGACCUACAGACCAGACCU
Cuscuta campestris is the source of this 2399-nucleotide messenger RNA. NCBI's taxonomy places the organism in Eukaryota, Viridiplantae, Streptophyta, Magnoliopsida, Solanales, Convolvulaceae. The record is from the annotation of a GenBank genome assembly.